GAGGUAAAAGGUUUCAGAAUCUCCUAUCACUUUUAUCGACCAUUGAUGAGGAAAAAUUCCACCUCAUCUGCGAGUGCCAUGCACACAGAGAGAGGGGCAAUGGCGCACGUGAAGCGUCGCGUCGCGACCACGAUUCAUACACACAAUCUUAACGUACGCGAGCGAGUUUCACGCGUGUGCAUCCUUUCAUUGAAUUUGAACCGGUUGCCCAUUCUUGUAUUAUAUUUCGUCACGUGCGUAACCGCGUCCGCAAACAUCGUUCUCAAAAGUAAUUCGCCAAAAUAAAUAUUUGCCGAGUCGAGCACUUGAUCAUUUGAUUUUGAAUUUUUCUCUCUUUUUUUGACCAUUCAACCAACAAUCGUUUGGAAAAUCUUUUCAUCGUGCUGUGCAUAAGUGUACCUAGUUCAUCGAGGUACAUAUUAAAAAAGACACCUUAAAUUGAAUUUUUUCAUAUCGCAAUCAUGACUACGGACGGUUGACGUGUUUGUGUACGGUACGGUUUUGGUUUCUGAGUAUUUGUGAUAUCGAGCAGCAUCUUCAAAGAACUUCAGACGUGUUUAAGAAGCAAUAUCUGUAGACCAACAUGACCAAUGCUACAACCUUUGCGGCCAUUUACCUGUAUUUUUGGCUAAUUGGAGGAUUAACAGGAAUCUUCUGCAUAAAAGAAUCCACCAAUGGCAGCAGUACGAUAAAAAAUCAAACAAUCAAAGCCGAAAAGAGAACCUUGAUCGGCGGCAGUGAUCGUAUUUCGCAAACCGAACGUAACCGAAGACUAAUCCCUUACGCUACGUAUUACAUCGCAGGUAGCAGCGCAUCAGCAGCAGGAGGAUCUCUCGACCAAGAAAACUCGUUGCUGAGCACCGCUGCACCGACACAAUCGACCGAAGAGCAAGACCAAGAGGAUCCAGUUCAAUCCAAAAGACCGCUAAAAAUCCCAUAUAAAGCUGCGGAAAACAACGAAUACUACGACUAUCAGGAUACCAACGAGUACAGCUACAUACCAGUAGCUUAUAUCCCCGGAGCUGGUCCAUCUCGAGGAAUAAAUUACAACCCCGAAACUCACUAUUACCCUAACUCGUACUAUCAGAGUCCCAUAUCGACUGAAAAUGCGAAAUAUUUAUACCCAACGGCGAAACCUACAGCUAAACCGACUCAACAACCAGUUAGUACGACUACCGAUAGGAAAUUCCCAUUUUCGUAUUUGACCAAAUACGUGGCUCAACAAAGUGCUCAAGACGACUAUUACAAGUAUCUCGUCACUCCGGCUACGUUAAAGCAUCAAAUUAACUACGAAAUCAAGAAACCAGCCGGAGUUGCUUCUGCUGCGGCUGCUGCGUAUUACUCGGGUGAUGUUUCUUCGGCUGUAGUCAGCACACCAGCUCCUCAAUCCGAGUACUUGAACUUUAGGUAUAAUUUAUACAAAACGCAAGCUCCCAAAUACGACGUCACAACGACCCCUUCAACGGUCGAAAUCACAAGUCCGAAGCAUUAUCUGGUCAAUAAAGUGGUCUCUUCUACGUACCCGAGCCAAGGCAUCGCUCAUGUAACCACUCCAUACGCUGUAACCUACGAUUACCCGGAAGAGCAGUACGCAGCUCAUACACAGACAGCUAAACCUGUCACUAAAAUACCCGAACAAGUCACACAGUCGACUAAAACACUGAUGACGAUAAUGAAAAGCCAAGAAUUACCUUACCACCUGCAGCAGCAGCAGCAACAUCUACAACAACUACACCAUCAUCAUCAUCAUCCUCAUCCUCAUCACAAUAUACCAACUAGAAUACAAUUCGUUCCAAAACCAUAUCUCGUACCGACCAUAAAUACACCCACCGGAGGAGCCGCUGUUAUCGAUUACACCGUCGACGAUAUUUUGGCCGGAUACAAUAUCAAUAAACAAUUACCAGAAAAGAUAACAGCCGAUAAUAUUAAACAAAGCAUCAAAACGUUAUCGUAUAUUUUGCAAGUACUGCAAAAGGCUGACUCCAUAUCGCAUUAUACGAAUAAACCUCACACAUCGAUAGCACCGCAUUUCAAUUCCAAGGAAAUAUUCGAUAGUUUGAAAGAGUCGCCUCAUUCUGCCAUUACUCCUAUUGAACAUAAUUCUGUUAGUCCUUUACCUCAUCAUGUGCAUUCGUACGAUCCGUACGAUGAUACGCCGAAAGAACCUAUACCGACGACGCCAUUUGUUCAUAAAGCACCCCUCAAGGAUGACCAAAGUACACCAGGAAGAGCUGGAAUCGAUUAUCCAGUUUUGUCAGUCAUUCCUGAGACGACUUUUAAUUGUAAAACGCAACGAUACAAGGGUUUUUUUGCAGAUCCGGAGACUAAAUGUCAGGUAUGGCAUUACUGCGACUUGAACGGAGGCCAAGCUUCAUUCCUAUGCCCAAACGGAACGAUUUUCAACCAAGCUGCACUAACUUGCGACUGGUGGUUCAAUGUGAAAUGUGCAGCAACGCCUCAGCUUUACGUACUCAACGAACGUCUGUACAAAUACAUCAUCCCAGUACGUCCGAGCUUCCCAGAAGACUACUCCGGUCCGUUGGUCGACCAAUACUUGACAGAAAAAUUCAAAGAAAUAGAAUCACAACGAAAACAUAAAUAUCCCACCAACACAACGACGAGUAAAAUCGAAGCGGCGGCUAAUCUUACGGCGCUCAGCGAGUACGAUAUUCCAUCGCAUUUACUCGACGAAAAUCUCUGAUCGACUGCCCGUCCAGGGAAUACGAUGUAAUACUACUUCGGCUGUGAUUUGUUGUUGCACGUUCAUAUUUCGUCAGCAGGAAUUAUUAAUUUAAUGGCGAAUCUACUUUGUGCCAAUGUUCUAAAUUCAGUUUACUUUCAUUGUGUAAUUAUUAUGUACUAUUACGUACGUGUAAAUAAUAUUAUUGUGUGUAAAUAAAUGAGAUUUCAGUA
Messenger RNA from Planococcus citri (citrus mealybug), 2913 nucleotides. RefSeq lists its product as uncharacterized. The coding region runs from base 584 to 2701 and encodes 705 amino acids. Gene Ontology annotation, cellular component: extracellular region. The record is from RefSeq and is a predicted model, not a curated record. Lineage: Eukaryota; Metazoa; Arthropoda; Insecta; Hemiptera; Pseudococcidae. Gene Ontology annotation, molecular function: chitin binding. The transcript has 3 exons.